This is a messenger RNA of Protopolystoma xenopodis, 450 nucleotides long. Lineage: Eukaryota; Metazoa; Platyhelminthes; Monogenea; Polystomatidea; Polystomatidae. The record is from the annotation of a GenBank genome assembly.
AUGCGUCAUCUAUUCAUUUCGCCCAUCAAAUCCCCGCAUCGUUCCAUCUUGAAUCUUUCUUUUUCUGGCUUGCAUCGUAGAUGCUUAUCCCUGCUGUCAAAUACAAAAUCUGUCAAGUCACUUGACUCUGUUACAGACGCAGUCGAGGUAAGCCGACUGGAAGGCUUAGGCUUCGAGUCGGACAUCAACAAAAACAAACCGUCCUUCCAGCUGAGCGCUCCAGCACUAGAUCUUAUGAAUGGUCUUCUGAACGGUGAUCGUGGUAGUUUGGCUCGUGUCAUUACGUUGGUUGAAUCAUGGGCAUUCGAUAAGCGCGCUGUGGGACAAGAAAUUCUGACACGUUUAAUGGAUCAACUACGCGAACAGGCUGAUCAAGCGAACAAAAUGUUCCGAGACGCUGGUGCUGCCAACAUUCAACGAGGUAGCACCUUCCGUUUAGGUAAGUUUUAA